CAACAUGACUAUGUAGACAUGCCUCCACAUGCAUAUAGGCACAUAUAGCUAGACAUCUAUAUGUAUAUAUAUAUAUAAAGAAGCAAUAAGUCUAUCAAGUGUGGGGCUGAGAGAGAGAGAGAGAGAGCAACGUGUCUGUGGCUGAGAAGAUCAAAAGGAUGGCAGAUCAUGAAGAGCAAUUACUUCCAAUAGCCAAUGUGGGUCGGAUCAUGAAGCAGAUCCUGCCACAAAGUGCCAAGAUAUCAAAGGAAUCCAAACAGACCAUACAAGAAUGUGCAACUGAGUUCAUAAGCUUUGUCACUGCUGAGGCUUCUGACAAGUGUCACAAAGAGAAUCGCAAGACUGUCAAUGGCGAUGACAUCUGUUGGGCUCUUGGGUGUUUAGGGUUUGAUGACUAUGCACAGGCCAUACUCACUUACCUCCAUAAAUACAGAGAGGCUGAGAGACAGAGAACCAACCAAAACAAAGUUACUCCUCCUGCCAUUGCCACCCAAGACAAAGAUCAUACUACCAUUCAAGAUGCAAGUCCAGACACAAACAGCACUUGA
Messenger RNA from Tripterygium wilfordii, 548 nucleotides. RefSeq names its product nuclear transcription factor Y subunit B-4-like. Gene Ontology annotation, molecular function: DNA-binding transcription activator activity, RNA polymerase II-specific; RNA polymerase II cis-regulatory region sequence-specific DNA binding; protein heterodimerization activity. Gene Ontology annotation, cellular component: CCAAT-binding factor complex. NCBI's taxonomy places the organism in Eukaryota, Viridiplantae, Streptophyta, Magnoliopsida, Celastrales, Celastraceae. The transcript has a single exon. The record is from RefSeq and is a predicted model, not a curated record. Gene Ontology annotation, biological process: regulation of transcription by RNA polymerase II. The coding region runs from base 159 to 548 and encodes 129 amino acids.